Messenger RNA from Microbotryum saponariae, 6077 nucleotides. NCBI's taxonomy places the organism in Eukaryota, Fungi, Basidiomycota, Microbotryomycetes, Microbotryales, Microbotryaceae. The record is from the annotation of a GenBank genome assembly.
AUGGCGUCUGAGGCACCAGUCGCCUCCUCAUCCACGUCCACGGCCAGUUCAUCUCCCGACUCCCGGACCCCCCACUCGAUCCCGUUCCCCUCGGCCGCUCCUGCUGCAGCUCGACCCCCCAGCACGACCAGCACGACCAGCACGACCACCCGCUUGCUUCCCCAACUCGGACCAAGCGACGACGAUCACACCUUGGAUGACAGGAGCUGGGAUCAUGUGUUGGAUCUGCUCAAGCAGAGUCUGAAGGGGUGCAAGAUCAAGGACGAGGGCGUGUGGUUGGUACGUUGGGGCAAAUUGAGCUUGGGGCACAGGAAAGGCCCUGAAUCAAUUCGUUCGAGAGCAUACGUGCUGAUUUCGGGAUUCGAUCAUAUCAGGACCCCAUCAUCACCUCUUUGCGCGCUCUCGUAGCUACAUUGGACCGUACGACACUAGGCGCCAUCGUCGACUCGCGUAUCGCCGAGGACCGAGCUCAACUCGCCGAAACCCACCAACGGCACGAAGCGAACCCGACUCAAAAGGACCGAGCUCGCAAGGGAAAAGAGACCGAGGCUCUUCAAUCGGCUCUGGGUGGAGAAGGUGGCGAAGUGGAGAAAGUGAAGAGGAGGGAGAGGUGGAGGAACGCGGCGCUCUUGCUGAUGAAGUCGGAGGAGAGCGAGGACGAAGAUGAACGCAGUCUCAAGCGAUCCGAAUCUUCGUCCGCAACAGGUGUCGAGGCCGAGGAGGAUGAUCAAGCGGAAGGCCUGGGCGAGGGCGACUCGGCGUGGAUGUCCGUGGCUGAAGCGCCAAAGUUGACCAUCUUUGGGGUCAUGCUUUGCUCGACCGAGACUUCGCUUUCGGCUGUGCGGCAUGGCACGUCCAGGCUUGGGGUCGAAUUUGUGCGUGAUCAGUGGCAUGGGAAGAGGCUGUUUGGAAAGAGUCGUUGUAUUGGUGAGUUGCUCGGCUGGUUGAAGCGGACCCCUAAUUUGCGACUGACCAUUCUCUGAGGGGUGACAGACUACGAGGACGAGGAUCUUAUGCUGGUCACUCGGGUCGGAGGGACGUUCUAUCUUACUGCGACUGCGAAAGAGUUGCCCAAGCUUGAGCGGAUCAUCGAACUUGUCACCUUUGCUGCCGUCUCUCUGCGACUCGAAGUCGGUCUCCUGCGCGACUUUCGGUGCCCCCGACCCGUCGCCCUACCCGAAUCAACACCUCCGACGCCGCCUCCAGUAUCUGCCGAGCCCUCGGGAGACGACGUCAUCCACGAAGACCUCGAUGACGAAGUCCCCUUCAUCCCAGGGGCGUACUCUCCCAGCACUCCACAGCGAAAGCGAUCUCUCAGGCGAUCAAACUGGUCCCGAGGCAGCCUGUGGGGUAUCUUGCUGGGCUCCCAGAACCGGCCGAAAUCGAUCCCGCUGUCCAGGUCGAGGUCGAUGACUGUGAGCGUGAUACCGACUCGAACAACCGCCACCGUGAUCGUACCGCCAACAUCUCCAAGGCUCCCUUCGUUCGAGCUGUCCUCUCCGACCACGCCCAGUGCGAGUCUGCGCAUCAAGAACAAGGUCAAAGGCUUCAGCGAGGGGCUUCUGCAACGCCGCAGUCGGGGGAAGCAGUCUGAUGGUGCCUCGACCCCCAAGACGGGAUCCCGCAAGAUGCCUGGAGAUUUACCACUGCUCGAGGAGGUCAGGUCGCAAUCGCUGGAUCUUGGCGAGCGACGUAGUUGGGAUAUCUUGGGCGGCAUGAAUCUCGGUAUAUUCGGUGCGGCCAAGAGAGAAGAGAUGCUGUCCCCUCGUCCGACCCCUUCGCCUGCUUUGGCGGAGGGAACCGGGACGCCGAACGUCGACCGAUUUCAGCGCAUCAUCAAUGCGAUGGAGACGUGUAUUCUUUCCGUCUCUCCUGAUGUGGUGUACCCACCACCUCAUCUGCUCGUACGACUGCGGCAACAAGAACUGGCGCAGGCUCCACCGGUCGAUCUCGAUGCGCAGUCGUUCGAUUUCGGCGAACCGGCGACGAUGCCUCGACUUAAAUCGGCGCUUGACCCCAACAUGCUCGAUGCGACACCGAGACAAGUUCCACGCGGUCAUCUCGACUCGCAAGCAUUGGCCAUGAACCUCGUCACCGGGAACCUCAAUCUACCCCGACAGGACUUGGGAACUCCUGGAGGCGGGCUGCGUUCCGCAUCUGGAUCGUCCAUUCCUUCAAGUGCCAACUCUAGAGCAACUCGGAUCACGCUCGAUGCUCGUGCGGGUUUACAGAGUCUCAUGACGGCGAAUAUGACGCUUUCGGGGACGUUCCGACAUCAGGGGAUGCAGUUCCUCGUCGAGACCAUUCGCUCGGACGCUACGUCGGGGACACCGCCUUGCAAGCCCCCCAAAUGGCUAGCGUACGACUACUACUUCGAUGGGAGCACGUCCUCCGAGAUCGACGGCGAUACAGGCACUCGAUCGGCCGAUUCGACGCUGGGUCAGAUCUUGGAACGCUUGGUCAGGAGGAAGGAUGGGCCUUGCGAGAGUGCGAUGUGCAAAGCUGCGCAAAGGGAGCACUGUCUCGUGCUUAUGCAUAGUAAGGAUCGUCUGAGCAUCUCGUUGAAUGAACUCAAAGAUGACGUGACGGUGGAUGGGGAUGCUGUUGAAGGGAUCCCAAGCGAAACGGGCUCUCUCCUCAAGAAGCUCAAUACCUUGGAGCAAGACCCCACCUCACUCGUCCCUCGCAUCGCCUCUUGGACCUCAUGCAAGCGUUGUCAAGCCUCGACAGAGCCAACCCUCCUCUCAGCCACAUCGUACGCCUUCUCCUUCGCAAAAUGGACCGAGUUGUUACUCUACGAUCCCAAUUUCGCUCCUUUGCCCGAUUUGUGUUCGCAUGCGACGGAUGAGAAAGGGGCGCUGGUGAGGUCGUUUGCGAUUGAACGGACGGUGGUGAGGAUCGUGAUGGAUCAGAUUGAGUGAGUUCGAGUGCGAUUACGCGUUGGACGUACGACUACGGGUUGAAGGGUGCAGAAUAUAGUCGCUGAUGGCACUAUGGUCUUUCGAUCAUUUCUCAGAUUGUUUGAGCUUCGGCUGCCGACAGCCGUGGAUGCCGAUAUUGAUCAUGUUGCUCCGACUCAAGCUGAGCUGGAGCAAGAUAUUGCACCUUUAGAGUUGCUCAAGACGGAGAUAUGUGAGCUGUCGAUGGGCUUAGCUACGAAUUGUGACGCCCCAAGCUAAAUGUUCCGCCUUUGGUUCGCAGCAUCUUUCUACGACUCGCUGCGCGCUCGACUGGCUAAUUUGGACGAGCGGCUGCAGUCCAAUACGGCGGCUGCAAUGCCUGACUCACCUACCACACUUCUCGAGGAACCAGUGAGGUCGAGAUCCACUAGUCGAGAGCGGUCCAACUCGGGAGAUACGAUCCUCGAACACCAAAGUGAAUCGACCGAGUCGAUUUCCUCAGCGAACCCCGAAGUCGAAUCAACCCCAACAUCAACGCACGACCUAUUCCAAAGACUCCAAGCACUCGUCGAGGAGAAUGCGCAAGAAUGUCUCCGCUUCGCCGAAUGUCUCUCUGCGCAUCAGCUCAACGAAGGACGCUACUUCUUCCUGGGCUUGGCCAAAUCUGACAAAGCUCGGGUCGCAGCGUGGGAGCUGAAGCAUGCCGCUGACUUGGGUGGGAUUCCCCUCGAGGCUCCGACCUAUUCUGAGCCGGAGUAUUUGGUCAAUCCGAUCGUGCAUCUGUUCCCGGUCGAUUCGUCAGUCAUCGUGAGAGAGGACGAGCCUUCGUCCUUAAUUGCAUUGAGUGAGUCAUGGGAGCGUUCACAAUUGUGUUUUCGUGUUGCCUAAUCUGAGUUUACCCCAUCUCCCGCUCUCUAGCCUUGAGCGCCAAAGCUUUUCAAGAGGAAGUGGACGCGCCCAUCUCGGUUCCCUCUCGAAAAGUGACGCCUGACAGCCUGUGGGGCUCUAUCAAUUCGGACUUGCUACCUCCUACUCGCAAGCCAUCUCGUCAACCGAUUCCAGCCGAAUUCACUAGUCACAUCAUCGCUGCAACCUCGUUGGAGUCGGGACCCAAGCCGACUUCGGAAACUAAGGCGACUAACAAGGCUUUGUCAAAGAGUCCUUCUCGAGUCAGGAUCUUGGAUCCGGAUAACCCAAACGCAGACUUCGCUCCCGCCGACGAGGUCGAGUUCAAAGCCAAGCCCAAGAAAGCCGUCAGAGCCGGAUCGGUGCUGCAACGAUUGGGUCGACAACGAUCAUUUGAGCCGAGUGCGGGGACGGGGAGCUCGCUUCGCCCUUCGCCAUCGCCAACCCCUACGCCCGAGCAGAGCUUUGACAAGGGGAGCAUCUUUCGUUCGGAGCCUACCUCGAUCGACGUCCUCGAGGAUCUACUCGUCACUUCGGGGUCGACGACCUCGACUCCUCCGCGUGCCGGGGUUCGACGAGCAACGCCGACCAUCAUUGCUGGGUUGAGUGUCAAGAAGCUGGCUGCGGAGGCGACGACGACGAGUGUUGUUUCGUAUUCGUCGGCAUCGUCGCUGUCACUUCCUGACGGUCCGGAGAAGGCCAUGAACGGCUCGACGGACGUUCCUAGUCGAUCGCUGGCCUCGCUCUCCUCGCUGGACUCGGCACCGUCGACGCGACCCGGUACACCGGUACCUUCUCGUACCCUAACAGAAUACACGGUCGGAGAAGAGAGCACCGCUGGGUCCCUCCUUACCGUUCCCGCGCGUUCGCAAACGCAGGAAGCGACGACCAGUCCCAAGUUCCUCACGAACGCUUUUUCGACGUUGUUGAGCUUACCGGACUCGUUGAGAGGGCUUGGUGGGUCUUCCAGAGCCACGAAUCUGAUGGGGAUCUCCAAUUCGGGGCAUACCAAGUUCAGUGAGUCGUUGAGGGGUGUACUGAUGAGGAAUUGCGUCAUUUGCUGACUUGCGCGCUUGAGUGAUCGAAGACUUUAGGCAUGGUGACAAGUCGUUCCGAGUGACGGCGUGGUACGCUGCGCGCUUUCGCGCUUUGCGCGCACGAUGUGGUCUUAGCGAGAGUUUGUGAGUAUUCCCGAUCGCUCAGCCAGCAAAAUUUGAUUUCGGCACUGAACAUGUUGAUGCGUGCUCACAGGUUCGUCGAGUCGUUGUCGAGGUGUAGCGACUUGAGGCCCUCGGGAGGGAAAAGCUCGGCUGGGUUUUGGAUCACGGGAGAUCGACGGUUCAUGCUCAAGGAACUGGUGCGCUGCGUGUGGCUUCUCACGUCUGUCGAGAAAUAUCACUGACCCGUACAGCUACAUCCAUAGGUCACUGCUUGGGGCGUCUCGGAACGGGAAGCCUUCCUCUCCUUCUGCCCUGCUUUGCUCGACUACCUCAUGAGCCCCCAAGUCGCCAGCUUGCUCGCCAAGAUCUUUGGCUUCUACACCAUCAAAGUCAAGAACCACGCAACGGGCGAAGUACGCAAACUCGACCUCAUAUGCAUGGAGCACCUCUUCCAUUCGACCUCCAUCACGCGCACCUUUGAUUUGAAAGGCGUAGCAUCCCGCACGGCCAAGGUGACGAUGAAUGACCCUGCUUCGACGACGAGCAAGACGGGCUGGGAUGGCGAUUGGCUCACGCAGGACCGCUUACUCAUCUAUGCGCAUUCCAAGACGCUGUUGAGGGAGGCGUUGUCGAAUGAUGUCAAGUUCUUGUCGGAUAAUGGGGGGGUCGAUUAUUCGUUGCUCGUUGGUGUGAAUGAUGAGAAGUAAGUCAAGGUAGAUUCCUGCGCUCAUAGUGGCGAUGUACUGAAAUGCCGUCCGGAAUCACAGGAAAGAGCUCGUCAUCGGUCUCAUCGAUACCCUAGGCGUCUUCAACACUCUCAAACUCGUCGAACAUCAGGUCAAGUCCGGUGUCAAGAAGGCUACCGCAUCGGACGCGAACCAAGUCACCGUCCUUCCUCCGACCGAUUAUGCAACGAGGUUCAAAUCGGGUGAGUGGACUUGCCUGCUAAAAUCAAAUACUGUAGGCGGAACGAUCAAACUGAAGAGUAAACGUUGUGUGAUCGUUCAUAGCUAUGGACGCGUAUUUCAUCAGCGUCCCCGACAAGUUCUCCAAACCACCUGGCGACCUCGAAGCGAUGAUGACCGAUCCGAGAUUAGCUUCAGUGCUUUAG